AUGUCUUUUCAUGUGAACGGAAGCGCCACAGGUAUGAUAGCGGCAGCAACAGAGGCGGCGGGGUGGGCCGCUCUUGUCGAUGCGAUGCAGACUUGGACUGCUGUUCAGUAUGUUUCCUGCGCGUUCAUUACGCUGUAUGCUUGGGAUUUUUUGUUGAUGUUCUCUGAAGAGGUGAUCAUUCAGACUUUGUGCGCAUCUAAUAACAAACUCACAUUUUUCCAUAACAAGGAGCUAAACUUCAACGACCAGGGGACAAGCUUGAAACUUCCGAAAUUGCUCUUCUUCUUCCAACGCAGAACCGAUACUUCUCCAUCGCUGCCGGAAUAUAUUGGUUUUGCUGUAAGUGCAGGCAUCGCCAACUCUUGUCCUCACGGGCUGUUGCGGGAAUGUAACACGGGUUAUGAACAGGCAAUAGCUCCAGCGUGCCAAAAACAUUUACAAUAUCCUGAGAUCCGACGGACACUCGCUGGGACGUUGGUUACAACGAAUAAUUUCAACUGGAAAGGCCUCACCCUCGAGAGCGUACUUGGAGCUUUAGCACUCUGGCACCGGCUCAAAAGACCCAAAGGAUCCAUCUGCGUGUUGUUCGAUGAUGUCGUGCGAAUAUUUGAAUAUUGA
This is a messenger RNA of Coniophora puteana RWD-64-598 SS2, 618 nucleotides long. RefSeq lists its product as uncharacterized. NCBI's taxonomy places the organism in Eukaryota, Fungi, Basidiomycota, Agaricomycetes, Boletales, Coniophoraceae. The transcript has 7 exons. The coding region runs from base 1 to 618 and encodes 205 amino acids. The record is from RefSeq and is a predicted model, not a curated record.